AUGGUCUGCACCCAGGGCCACCCAAAUUCAACUAAGACUUAUUUCCGUAUUAAUCCCCGUGUGGCACUUGUUGACGAAAGAGUCUCCAUCAAAGUCACUUAUCUUCGUCCACUACAGCGAGUGACGGUGCAGGCAUAGGUGGAGGAAGGAAAGGCCGUGUUCAGCUCAUGUGGCCAUUUUCAAGCUGAACAACAGGGACAAGUCGAUAUAGCUGAGCAUGCUUCAACUGGGGGAACAUGCAAGGGCCAUGAUAGCAUGGGACUCUUGUGGAGUAUGAAGCCUGUUCCAGGGAUUUCAAAGGAUCUACUUCUUAGAAAGGGAGAUGUGACGACACCUCUUGUCUUCAGACUGUCUGUAAUUGAUGGCCACAUUCCCCUUGAAGACCUGCAGCUGGCCACACCAGUAGUUCUAGCAACAGAGGAGCUAGAACGAUGGUACAAACACGAAGCUGUGAGGACAGUCGUGCGAGAAGGUUCCCUAAGGGGAACUCUCUUCUUGCCUGAAGCAAAAAAUGGUUACCCGUUCCGUGCAGCUUUGUUGGCGUCCAGAGGUUUCACUUCCUAUGCUCUUCCUUUCUUUGGAUAUGACGAUCUCCCACCGACAUUGGCUGACUUUGACUUUGAUUACAUUCUGGGUGCUGUAGACUGGUUUGCCUCUCAUCCAAGUGUACGGCAAGGAGGGAUCGGUGUAGUUGGUACCUCUCAGGGAGGUGAACUCGCCUUGCUGCUUGGCAUGGCCACUAAUAAGGGUGUUGUCGCCUUCCUUGUGCAUGUCGAUUCGCAUGGCCGUCUGCCCCACGCCUAG
Molecule: messenger RNA, 804 nt
Organism: Haliotis rubra (blacklip abalone)
Lineage: Eukaryota; Metazoa; Mollusca; Gastropoda; Lepetellida; Haliotidae
Product: bile acid-CoA:amino acid N-acyltransferase-like
Biological process (GO): fatty acid metabolic process; acyl-CoA metabolic process
Molecular function (GO): fatty acyl-CoA hydrolase activity
Source: RefSeq, a predicted model, not a curated record